AUUUCUCAUUUCACUUAUUUCUUUCAUUUCUAUCUGUCGUGCGAAGUUCUCUGCGGUUAAUUUUCUUUGAUUAAUUAUUUAUUGUUGUAAUAAGAGAUCCUUUAAAAUGGGCAAAGGUUUUAAUAAUUACAUGUGUAAAAAGUUUUUCCAUCCUGCUUCGCGAGAUAAUCUGAAGAGGGUGUGGAUGGCCGAACAGAAAACCAAAUCACUAAAAAUAAAGGAAGAAGAAUUGAAAAACCAAUACGAAAAUGAACAAGAUUUAUAUAACAACAAAGCGUUGUUAUGGAAAGAUAGUAAAGAAAAGCUCACACUCAACUUCAUGUACGAAGCUCCUCCAGGUUUAGUUAAGGAGGAAACUAAAGACGAUCUCGAGGAAAAAGAAGGCACGAUGAAGUUCGAAUGGCAGAGAAAAUUCAAUGCUCCUCGUGAAGAUUAUUGUAAAGGAGAUACCGAAAUCAGAGAUCAGCCGUUCGGUAUCCGAGUCAGGAAUGUUCGGUGUAUCAAGUGCCAUAAUUGGGGUCAUUUGAAUACUGACAAGGAAUGUCAUUUAUUUAACAAAUCGGUCGAAGAUUUCGAUACUCCUGCUACUACUCGUACCGUUCGAGGUUACGAAAAAGAAAUGGAAUUCUUGAAAAAAUUAAGUACCGAUGAGCAACUGAAAAUAUUCAAAGAAUUAAAAAAAUUAUUGAAGAAAAAAGAAAGAGGCGUCGAUAUGAAGAAAAAACUGAAAAACGUCGUAAAGUCGUCGAAAUGAUAUGGUUAUAAUAUAUCAUUGUGUUAUAGUUAAAUUCUGUGAAUUUGUUACACGGUGUACGAAAAUGUAUAUACAUAUCUAUCUACUAUACCUACAUAUGGCUAGAAUAUGUACAUAUCAUAUUCUAUCUAAGGAAUGUAUUAUACGAUCAACGAUGUACUAUACGAAGUAAUUAUUUUUGUAAUGUUACCCUGUAAUGAAGUUGUCGAAAUGAUACAGUUAGAAUACCUAUCUGUAAUUAUUAAUAUAUUUAAGAAUUUUUUAUACGAUGUGCAUUUUGUAUUAUAUUUUAUUUGUUGAUA
Molecule: messenger RNA, 1056 nt
Organism: Planococcus citri (citrus mealybug)
Lineage: Eukaryota; Metazoa; Arthropoda; Insecta; Hemiptera; Pseudococcidae
Product: corepressor interacting with RBPJ 1-like
Exons: 6
Coding region: 107-754 (215 amino acids)
Biological process (GO): negative regulation of DNA-templated transcription
Cellular component (GO): nucleus
Molecular function (GO): transcription corepressor activity
Source: RefSeq, a predicted model, not a curated record